Messenger RNA from Megalops cyprinoides (Indo-Pacific tarpon), 2063 nucleotides. It is a transcript of the gene arg2, whose product is annotated as arginase 2. Gene Ontology annotation, molecular function: arginase activity; manganese ion binding. Bases 323 to 1375 code for a protein of 350 amino acids. Gene Ontology annotation, cellular component: cytoplasm; mitochondrion. The record is from RefSeq and is a predicted model, not a curated record. The transcript is spliced from 8 exons. NCBI's taxonomy places the organism in Eukaryota, Metazoa, Chordata, Actinopteri, Elopiformes, Megalopidae.
UAUUUAUGCCCUUCCUUGGUCAGACGUCAGUUACAUGUGUCGAGGACUUUUCUAUGUUCGUAUCACGUGAUAAUUUUAGUGCUGCUGAAGCUGGUUGCGAGUGGUUUUUACUUGUUUUUAAAGUUUAGAGCCUCAUGAAUAUUAAUUAGGUUGGACAGCAUAAGACAAUCGCACAGACAGCGCAUUGAAAAUCAGCAUCCGUUUGAAAGGCGACAAGACUGCACCGCUGGAGGAGUGGCUCACAGCAGCACGCCGACACUUUUUCCAGUGUAUGUUUUAAUUUUAUCAGAUAAUUUUCAUUGAAACACAAAAGGGAGCUGCGAUGGCUUUGAGGGUACCACUGCUUCGUCUGUUCAGAGCCCAGCUCAACAGCGUUUGUCAGAAUCAAAAUCGGACGCAUUCCGUGGCUGUUCUGGGUGCUCCAUUCUCCAAAGGACAGAAAAGAAGAGGAGUGGAACAUGGACCAAAGGCGAUUAGGGAUGCGGGUCUGGUCGAAAGGCUUUCCAAUUUAGACUACCCUGUGCAUGAUUUUGGAGACCUGAAUUUCCCACACCUCGAUAAAGACGAGCACUUCAUGCAUGUGCCCUUCCCCCGAACUGUUGGCCAUGCCAAUCAGCUGCUGUCCAGUGCAGUGAAUAGCGCUGUUGGAGCUGGGCACACCUGUGUCAUGUUGGGGGGUGACCACAGCCUGGCAAUUGGUUCAGUGGAGGGACACUCCCGGCAGUGCCCAGACUUGGGCUUGAUCUGGGUGGAUGCACACGCUGACAUCAACACACCACUAACCUCGCCCUCAGGCAACCUGCAUGGCCAGUCUGUUGCCUUUCUGCUCAAAGAGCUGCAGGACAAGAUGCCCAACAUCCCAGGGUUCUCCUGGAUGAAGCCCUUCCUGUCUUCGAGAGACCUGGUGUACAUUGGUCUCCGUGACGUGGACCCUGGGGAGCACUACAUCUUGAAGAACUUGGGGAUCCAAUACUUCACAAUGAGGGACAUUGACAGGAUGGGCAUUCAUAGGGUCAUGGAGGUCACCCUUGACCACCUUUUGGCUAGGAAGCAGCGACCGCUUCACCUGAGUUUUGACAUCGAUGCCUUUGACCCCUGUCUGGCCCCUGCCACUGGGACACCUGUAAAUGGGGGCCUGACUUACAGAGAGGGCAUCUACAUCACAGAGGAAAUACACAACACUGGACUAUUGUCUGCUAUGGACCUCGUGGAAGUGAAUCCUGUCCUGGGGGCAAGCCGCGAGGCGGUGGAGGCGACAGCAGCACUGGCGGUGGAUGUGAUUGCGUCGUCGCUGGGGCAGUCACGCGAGGGCGCCCACGUGGCCUACCAUGAGAUCCCCUCUCCUAAAGCCGACACGGAACAACUGCGCCUCUAAGGCCUAAAGCUCUGACUGGAGAUUGCGGAGACUGAGGACUUUAUGAGAUAUCUCAUUACUUUGCAUUCCAAACACUUUCAUGAGAAGCCUGUAUGGGCACCAGACUAGAUUGUAGUCUAAGCAAUUAACGUUUGUCUGCUGAUGUUUAGCGAGGCCUUGAGCAAACCUCAAUCUUGACCCAUGCAAUGAUUUUGUCUCGCAGCCAAGUAAACAAAGACAAGGAGUUUACAUGGAAAGAGGUGAAGAGCUUCACAGAAACAGACAUGUUAGAAUUUUGGUUCGAUGUAGGCCAGAGACUUAAGCACAUAGUGCAGUGCCAUUUUAGUGUUUGGAGGGAUUUGCACUUAGGACCAGAUAUGGCUUUAUUUAAUGUUUUCCCUGGAUUUUAUUUUUGUAUAGUAAUAUUAAUCAUAAAAUGUAUUAAAAUAUUUGUAGACUGCUGUUGAGCAAUUUUACCUUAGUCAAAUUAAGUACCCUGACAUCUUUUAUUCUCGUGAAAUAUUUAAAUGAAAUUCAAAACUACAAAUAAAACCACUUCCCCUUUGUCCAGAAACAGUUUUUAAACUGUGCUGUAUCUGAGUUUAUGGUCCUGUCUAGUUCAGAAUAAAAGAGUGAAGUUGUAGUUGUGCACUUGAGCAGGCCAGAUUUAAUUUAAUAAAGUGACACCAAGUAAUCUCUAGUGGGGUCC